UUGGCGACCACAGUGGGAGAAAAUUGCUGAUCCAUAUGGCAAAUUUUCAAUUCCACAGUACAGCCGUUGGCUUUAUCACGGCAGAAGAAGCUUCCCAACUACGGGCCGAAUUGACAGCAGGUUUUACAGCAUGUUUUCGGCAAAUGUACGACCAGCAGAUAGCAAAUCUGCAGGCAAUACAUGACGCAAUGCAAAACUUGAUGGAGCAAUCAAAAUUCAUGUUGAAUUCGGUUCCUGCACCGCCAGAAAUGUCAUGCCCCCAAACGGACAACGCCAUUCCUGAGCAUAUACCCAGUCAGACAGACUGGAAACAGGACCAAACAGGAGGACAGGCCCGACCAGGGACGACCGAAUGGACGGAGACAGGUCGGCAGGAUCACGACGCCUGGACGGACCAUGGUCGGGAAGACCACACCGACUGUACGGACCAUGGUCGGGAGGACCACACCGAAUGGACGGACCGUAGUCGGGACAACCACACCGACUGGAUGGACAAAGGUCGGGAGGACCACGCCGACUGGACGAAUACAGAUCGGGAAGACCACGUCGACUGGACGGACAAAAAUCGGGAGGACUACGUAACCUGGACGGAUACAGGUCAGGAGGACCCCGCCGAAUGGACGGAUACAGGUCAGGAGGACCCCGCCGAAUGGACGGACACGGGUCAGGUCGCCGACCAUAACUUUUCAGGCAAGCAAAAGAAUGACAGAACAACAGUGGCCGAAAGGAGGAAUAAGUCGGACGGGAGUCUGAAUACAAUGGGUUACCAAUCUGCAGCCGAGCAAUACAAGGGAGGACAGGCCUGA
This is a messenger RNA of Andrographis paniculata, 806 nucleotides long. RefSeq lists its product as uncharacterized. The transcript has 3 exons. The coding region runs from base 36 to 806 and encodes 256 amino acids. Lineage: Eukaryota; Viridiplantae; Streptophyta; Magnoliopsida; Lamiales; Acanthaceae. The record is from RefSeq and is a predicted model, not a curated record.